CAUUUCGACCGUUGUAUCGCUAUGCACGCGUUAAAAUUACGCACGUUCAAUUUCAAUAUAUAAUUUAAAGUUAUAUACGAAUUUUUUGUGUUUAAAAUAUAUAUUCGCGAGUGUUUAUUUCGAAUUUUUACGUCUGUGUAUAUUUAUUAUUUUAAAUACAUUUAUUAAUAAAUGUAAUAGUUUCGGGCGUUUUAUUCGCGAAUAUUAGUAUACAUUAUUAUUAUUAUUAUGGAUAAAUAGAAAACUAUCUUUAUAUCAUUAUAUUAUCUAUGAAUGAUAAUUUGUAUGCUUUUUGGUAACGGAUAACUGAUUAAACUUUUUAAAUAUAUACAUGAUUACAAAUACAUAUAUGAUAAAUAUUUUAUAUCUAUUUUAUAUCUACAAUUUUUUAUUUUUUUCAUUGUUGUACAAUUGUUGUAUUAAACAUUUAUAUAUAAUAUUUAUUUAUAAUUUAUUUCAUAAUUUACAAUAAAAUUUUGUUAUAUAUAAUAUUUGAUAUAUUUAGAAUUUUUAAAUUUAAUUGUUAAUUCGAUUUUUGCUUGUGUUCCGAUUUUAUAUUAUUCUACUUUUAUAUAUUUUUACUAUUUUUUAUAUAAUUUAAUAUUUCAAAAUCUCAUAUUUUUUGUUUCAAAUUAACAAAAAAAUGUUUCAAAUUAUAUAUGUAUAACUACAUACAAAUAUAAUUUAUUACAUUUUAAUUAAUUUCAUUUUAAAGUUGUAAAUAUAGAUUUUAUACAAGAAAAUAUUACUUAUAACAAAGAAAAGUUUAAUAGAAAAAUGACUUAUCGAUUUUUUAAUCUAUUAUCGAUCAUCGAUACAUUUAUUUAUCCUCCAGUUUGGAUAUAUGUAUAAAAAUAUAUAUAUCACACACAUAAAUAAUAUAUAAUUAGUUAACUAUCUAAUUUAUUACAGAUGAUUUUUUUAUCAAUAUUUUUUUUUACAAAAAGAAACAAUAUUAUCGUCUACAGUUCGCGAUAAUGAUACAUAUUUCUAUACAUAAUUUGUCUAUACAUAAUAAGCUUUAUAAAUACAAUCCUUUUUGUUACAAUCAUCGAUUAUCUGAUAAUAACAAUAUUGAUUUUUUUAUUGACAAAUUAUUAUCGAAAGACAAGAUUAUCGGCAUGAUAUUUUAGUAACGGCUCUAAUUUUAAGUUCUUUCUAAUGAAAGAAUCAUUUUUUAUUAGAUAUUCAGUUUUAAAAUUUUUUAAUUUAAAUUUCUUUACUCUUAUUAAAAGUUUUACAUUUGUUAACUUUGAUUAUAUUUUUUUUACUAUUAUUUUAAUAUUAUUUUUAUAUUUUUAAUAUUAUUGAAUAAUAAUAUUUUAAAGAUUUAGAAUUAUAUAUUACAUAAUAUUUUACAUGAAAAUAAAGUUUAUAAUAAUAUGAUUUACAAAAAAAAAUAAAAAUUUUAAUAAAAUAUGCAAUUCAUUUGGCAUUUUUGGUUGAAAUAAUAUGCACCAAUAGUUUUAUAGUUCAUUUAUAUUUCUUAUAUUUUCAUAGUGGCGCCAGUUUGGUGCAACUGUGUCCACUUUUGGUACUAAAAUAUUGAAUCCUUUCCCCUGCUAUCAUUCGAUACAACAUCUAUUCAAAAGUACGUUUGUUCAUUUAAUGACGAAAAUCAUGUACCUGUAGUACGAGACGAUAAAGUUCGAAUAUUUUAGUAGCGAAUUAAUUCUAUUUCUUGUAUCUCGAAUAACGUUAUUUUCAUCAAACAUGGAUAAAAGAAAAAUGUCGACAGCAGGGGAUUCCCUGUACCAAAUUUUAGAGAUUCCAAAAACUGCCACUCCUGAAGAAAUUAAGAGGACUUACAGAAAGUUGGCGUUAAAAUAUCAUCCUGAUAAAAAUCCAAAUAAUCCAGAAGCAGCAGAAAAGUUUAAAGAAAUAAAUAGGGCACAUGCUAUAUUAACAGAUUUAACUAAGAGAAAUAUAUAUGAUAAUUAUGGAUCACUUGGACUAUAUGUUGCCGAGCAAUUUGGCGAAGAAAAUGUUAAUGCAUACUUUGUUGUCACUUCUGGUUGGUGCAAGGCACUCUUCAUAUUUUGUAGUUUGAUAACUGCGUGUUAUUGCUGUUGUUGCUGCUGCUUUUGCUGUAAUUUCUGUUGUGGUAAAUUCAAGCCAACACCACCGGAAGACAGUGGAGCAUACCACAAUUUACAGCGGGACCAGAACCCAGAGGCAAAUGUCGUGACGAAUCAGCCCAGAGGCCUGGUUAAGGAAGAGGAAAGUGACGAUGAGGCGAUUACGGCACAACCGCAGGGUGGACCGCAAAACAAUUCAACGAAUCAACAACCCAUUUUUGCCAUGCCUCCGCCACCCGCUACCGUCGAUGAGAAUACAAAUCUGAAUAGCGGUGCUGAAAGAGUUAUUUACACAACUGCCGCCUCUACAAAUCCUUUCAUUGGAGCAAAUGUUGGUACAACUAGCUCGAGUGCAACAAAAUGGUAGUCACCGAACGAUAAAGAUACGCUAUUAUGUUAGAAAAUUUGUUAUGUAACUUUUACGGGGUGGAUUUUCACAUAUGAAUAGUAUGCUAGAUAUCAAAAAGAUUAUUAUCGAAAAAGUUUUUUGCAAACGUAUUUCUCAUUCAUUUUCUUAUUAAUUAUCGUUAAUUGAUGAGUAAUGAAUUAAGUUUCAAAAAUUUUUAAUUAUUUUGAUAGUUUUUUUGAUAUAAAAUAUAACAUAUAAUAUAAUAUAAAAUGGUAAUAAAGACUUCUAUACUUCUUUGAAUUUUGAAAAAAUUUAAUGGAUACAUGUCGGAUUAGAAAUAAAAGAAAGAAAAAAAAAUUAAAUAAAAUGAAUAUUAGAAGCAAAUAUUAAUAGAAAAUAUUUUAAAUUUUUAAACAUUAUUUUUAAAAUAAAUAUAAUUUUUUUAAUAAAAAUUUAUUAAAGAUUAUAAGAAAAAAUAAUAUUAAUAUACGUAUAUAAAUCCACCCCGAUUUUGCGAAUAGAUAAGUAAUAAAGAAAAAGAAAGAAUAAGGGUCUCGAUAUAUAAAUAUCUCAUUCAUAGAUUUUCAAUUAUUCUCAAAAUUGAAAUAAAUAUUUAAUGAUAAAAAUCACAUUUUGUUAAUGCAUGGAAUACAUAAAAAAUUAUACACGUGUGCGUAAAUAAAAAUGGCUUAAAGUUAUUAGACUUUUAUCUGUUAAUUAAUCAUAUUAAUUAUCAUAUGUAUAUUGUAAUUAAUAUGAUAAUGAUAUGAAAAAAGAAAGAACUAUUACUAAUUUGUACAGUUAUAAGUUUAUCUAACUACUUCUUAUUUUAAUAGAUAUACAUAUAUUUAUUUCUAAUAAUAAUUAUUAUAUUUUAUGAAACAUGUAUAUACCGAAAAUGGAUUUGCCACAAAAUGAAACUUCCAAUAUUUGUUAGGAUGAUGUGAAAUUAAUGCACAAUAUCAUAAUAUUUAUUUUGAUUGAUAUUUAUUAUAGCAAAAGAUUAUAUUUACAGAUUCGAUAUCAAUAAUCAUCAUAUUUGAAAGUUAAUUUAAAUGCUAUACUAUAUGUAUUUUUAUUAAGAUAAUAUAAUUGAUUAGAAUAAUUUAUAACACAUAAUAUUAAAAUAAACUGAUAAAUUAUUGGAAUAAAUAAAAUUACACAACGAAUUUAAUUUUAUCAUGAGUUUAAAAACAUAUAAAUUUUAAUUUAUUAUUUGUUCUUUUUAAUUAAUAAAUUAUAAUUUGUAAUAAUUUAAUAAAUUAUAAAAUUUCUUCUUUUAUUUAAAGAUAAAAUUAAAUAUAAGAUAAAUAACUUUUAAUAAUACUUUAAUAUUAAUAUUUAAUGUAUAUUAAAAAAUGUACGUAUUUUAUGUGUUGUUAUUGUGUUGUUAUAAUAUAUAUUUAAUAUAAACAAA
This is a messenger RNA of Apis cerana (Asiatic honeybee), 3844 nucleotides long. Its product is annotated as Cysteine string protein. Gene Ontology annotation, biological process: regulation of neuromuscular synaptic transmission. The record is from RefSeq and is a predicted model, not a curated record. Lineage: Eukaryota; Metazoa; Arthropoda; Insecta; Hymenoptera; Apidae. Gene Ontology annotation, cellular component: type Is terminal bouton.